AUGGAUCCGGAACUCCAAAAAAUGUAUCAACUGCAGCCACUGACAGCUUCUUUAUCAGACUUGCAAGGAAGGUGCAGUUUCCAGCAAGCUUCUCCAAGAAAAAAACACCCAAGAAUAGCAGAAAUAAAUUGCGGUGACAGACCAGGUAUUUCUGCAUUAACAAAUCCUGACAAACGUCGCCGGGAGGAGCUUAGGAUAAAAUCCCGGGUGAUUAUCGACAGAACAAAGUACAUAGAGCAGUGGCUGCAAGCUCACGAAAGUGUCCAAAAAAAUAAUUUAACCACUUCAAACUGUUCCUCGCCUUCCUCGGUGUCUUCGUCAGUAGUCUACGGUUCGCCGCCUCAGUUAAUAAGAAGUUCCAAGAAGACCCCGCGGUCGCCGCUGAAAGAUUGCAAUCAGCUGAAACGAUUCAAGUCUAAUGACAGCGAGAAACUUAACGCUCAAAUUCGAUUGAAUUACUCACCAGUGAAGAAUAAAGCCAAAGAAAACCAGGUGAAUAAUAAAUCAUCUCCUAAAAAAUUCUCUAAGUACAAAAAGAAUAUUGUUGAUCAAUAUGAAGAAAAUUUAAACAUUGAAUCUUGCUUGUCGCCGAUUUCUGUCAACCCAGCUGAUGACAGUCCUUUGGAGAUAAUGGAGCUUAAUUCUCCAGCUCCUUCAUCAUUAUUCCUGGAGUCUGUCCACAGUGACUGCAAUUCGCCGCAGGUUGAAGAAAUUCAGUCGAUAUCCUCGCCUAGAAUUACUCAAGAGUGCAUCAACAUUGAUGAGUCCGACACUAGCGUGGUUUGCGACGAGAACUUGCCAAAUUUAAACCUGACCAUUCUCAGUGACAGCAAUAAAACAAUCAGUGAUCUCGUUGGGGAUUUGGACGGGUCUCUGGUUGAUAUUGAUGAAAUCCAAUCAGAGCAUUCUCACUCGCGUCGGUCGCUUAAUCACACCAUUGACUCUGAUGAAACUUUUUUUUCAGAGGUUGAAAAUGCUGAUCGUACAGUUAUUGCUAAUAAUAUUGACUGUGAUGAUAAAUCUGAAGAUGAGAGGUAUAAAAAAGUUGUUAUUGAUGAUGAAGAUGACAGUGAGUUCAGUCAUGUUUCUGAAAAUGAAUUGGUGAUCAGUGAAUUUACUUCUCAGUCAGUCAUCAAUGGUGACAGCACGAAGGAAGUGCUCAGUAUUGAGGAAACUAGUGACUUGCAGGAGAAAAAAAUUGUAAAAAUAAAUUGUAAAACUGUUGAAAAUGAGCCUGUUGAAGAAAUAAGCCACGCUUCUUCUCAGAAAAUCUCUCAGGAUUAUCUAACACCUCCUCCGGAGGUACAAGGCAACACUACAGACCUGGAUAAUAUUAUUAGCAUAAGUGACUCGCCACCUUCCAGACAAUCCUCAAGGAUAGAACGUGAUACUUUUGUCAGAACUGUUGUUAAGAAAAAGAAGAAGAAGAAACCUAAAAAAGGAUCGCUGGUUGAAAGAUUGCAAACUCUUGUUUCGAGGAAGAUAUCUUCAAUACGAAUUUGGCGGCACCAGAUGUCUCAAGAUCAUCUGAAGACCAAUUCGCCGUGUGUUACUGUUCAGAUAAAUGAAUGCACCUGGCGGUAUAGCAGGUACAUUAUUGACGGAAAGAUUAUUAAAGAUGAUAAUGAUUUAAUUGGUAGAUCUGUUAGAGAAAAUUCUUUGUUAGAUAAAAGUGUGACUGUUGAUGGUAGUAAUAAAAAUUUGUUAAGCUCGAUUAAAUUGUUGCUAGUUCCAGAGAUAGUUGGUAAAAUUAAUUUUGAGGGUAAAAAUAUUAUUAAAGUGUACCCACCGUGGGAUAUUGUUGACUUUAAUCAGGUCUUUCUUAAUAUUUUUCAUUUUAUUGUCACUGUGGACUCUAAUGUAACUAAUCAUGAAAAUUUAGGGAGGAAAAUGAAACUUGUAAAAGAAUUUAAGUGUCCAUGUUUAACAGAGAAGAAAUUAUCUGAAAGUUGUGGAGAUAAAUUUAAAAGUUCGAAAACUAAUUUUAUGCAAUAUUUAUUCCAAAAUUAA
This is a messenger RNA of Cotesia congregata, 2010 nucleotides long. NCBI's taxonomy places the organism in Eukaryota, Metazoa, Arthropoda, Insecta, Hymenoptera, Braconidae. The record is from the annotation of a GenBank genome assembly.